This is a messenger RNA of Aureobasidium melanogenum CBS 110374, 1467 nucleotides long. Its product is annotated as mannan endo-1,6-alpha-mannosidase. The record is from RefSeq and is a predicted model, not a curated record. Gene Ontology annotation, molecular function: mannan endo-1,6-alpha-mannosidase activity. Lineage: Eukaryota; Fungi; Ascomycota; Dothideomycetes; Dothideales; Saccotheciaceae. The transcript has 2 exons. The coding region runs from base 1 to 1467 and encodes 488 amino acids. Gene Ontology annotation, biological process: fungal-type cell wall biogenesis; carbohydrate catabolic process.
AUGAAACUCCUCUCGUCUCUUGCAGCCCUGGCGGCAUGCGCUCACGCAUUGGACCUCGACGUCUCAUCACCAGACUCUAUUCGCAGUUCAGCAUCAACACUCGCACAUGGCCUCAUGAACUACUACCAGAACAACAAGACCGACACACCGAAAGAGUCGAUAGGCACAUUACCUUGGCCUUUGUACUGGUGGGAGGCUGGCGCUGUCUGGGGCGGUCUCAUUGAUUACUGGGCCUACACCAACGAUACAAGCUUCAACGAUGUUGUCAUGCAAGCCAUGAUGGCACAGACGGGCACAGACAACAACUUCCUGCCCGAAGCAUACUACAGCAGCAUGGGUAACGAUGACCAAGCCUUCUGGACCUUUGCCGCUCUCUCAGCCCUCGAAUAUGGCUUUCCCGACCCUCCCGAGGGUUCACCAUCUUGGGAGACACUCGCCGUAAAUGCUUUCGACUCGAUGGCCCCGCGCUGGGAUUCUACAACAUGCAAUGGAGGAUUGAGGUGGCAGGUCUUUGAGUCAAACUCGGGCUACAACUACAAAAAUUCAGUCUCGAACGGCGGUUUCUUCCAGAUGGCUGCUCGUCUAGCACGCUACACUGGCAACAGCACAUACGCUGACUGGGCUGAGCGCAUCUGGGACUGGACCACUGGUGUUGGAUUCAUUGACGACAGCUACCGUGUCUAUGACGGUGCUAGCACCACCGACAAUUGUCAGCAGAUUGAUCAGCUCCAAUGGACCUACACUCCUGGAAUCUUCAUCUAUGGCGCUGCCUCCAUGUACAACUACACUAACGGUUCUUCCACCUGGGAAACGCGUUUGACUGGUCUGAUUGAACAAGCCGACCAGUCAUUCUUCCAAGCCUUUGACAAUGCGACCAACGUCAUGGUCGAAGGAGCGUGCGAACCUUACGGUACCUGCAACAACGAUCAAUACAGCUUUAAGGCUUAUCUCGCUCGAUUCCUUGCAAAGGCAAUGGUCGUUGCACCUUACACCCAGUCCGCCAUCCAGCCUCUUCUUACGGCCUCUGCUCAAGGCGCAGCCAGAUCUUGCUCUGGACCUAGUGAUGGUGUAACUUGCGGUCAGAAGUGGUACACGGACUAUGAUGGAAAAUAUGGCAUUGGACAGGAACUUUCAGCCCUUGAAGUCACUCAAGCUCUCCUUGUUAACGAGGCACCUGAAUUGAUGAACCACAACAAUGUCAAGAUCAAGCCGGCUACUGUCUCGAGCACACUUGAGCCGACCGUUAGCAUCGGACCAGCAAGUGUGUCUGGCAUCACGAGCACAUCUGCCAUGACCACACCUACGCGAUCAGCUACAUCCAAGCUCACGUCCAUGAGCAAGUCCACUUCGAAGUCUACCUCGACGGCUGUAUCGUCGAGCACUGGCGCUGCUGUAAUGAACAGCGCUAUACCUCGUAUUGGUGCUUUGGUUGGUGGUGCUUGGAUCGGAGCAGCGGUCUUGCUUUAG